AUGGCAGCAUUUGGAAAGAACUUUAUUCUCGCAACGUUAUGGUUGUGCACGAUGUUUGCGACCCCUUCACAACAAAUAGAAUGCAAAGGUCACGAUAACUACAAAAUUGACCCUAUGGCUAGAGACCUGAUCCUGGAAUUACACAAUAGAAAAAGGAUGGAGACAGCGAGAGGUCAGUACAAAAAUGGUCGCAACAGCUUCUACAUAAGUUAUGGAAAAAACAUACUGGAAAUGAAAUACGAUUGUGAUCUGGAAACGAAAGCACAUGAGAUUGCUUCGGCAUGCCCUGAAACAGAAACUUUGCAGGCAACGCUUACUGAUCAGGGCGAGAAUUUCAUAAAAAUUAACAAAGAAUACCCAGAGAUAGGAUCACCAACACAAGCAGUGUACAUAGCAGGAACUACGUGGUUCGAAGAGAUUACGAAAAAUGGCAUCAAUCAGAAUUUGGACUUCACGCAAAACUUUGCGAAUAAGAAACCUACAGUAUAUCAUUGGUCCCAAAUGGUUUGGGCGAAGUCGUGGAAAAUUGGCUGCGAAAUAGGAGCCUGUGGUAAGUUUACCAUCGUAGUGUGCCGCUACAGUCCCAAAGGCAAUGUGGUGGGCCAAAAAGUUUACCAGCCAUAUCAGAGAUUGGCUUGCGAAAAUGGUGAAUCCCUCGGCUAUUCUUCUCUCUGUGCUUAUCCAUCCUAGAUAAAUUUGUCAUGCAAAUAAAUGUG
Molecule: messenger RNA, 716 nt
Organism: Cylicocyclus nassatus
Lineage: Eukaryota; Metazoa; Nematoda; Chromadorea; Rhabditida; Strongylidae
Source: the annotation of a GenBank genome assembly